ACAAUGAAAGAGAUCAAUUUGAUAAUGGCUAUCUGCGUUCGCUUCGUAUAUUAGCAAAUGCUAUCCAAAUGUCCGUUGGCUUCCUAGUUUUGUCUAAUAUAUCAAAUAUCUUGUUUAUAUUCGCUUUGAAAGAGCGCGUUGAUACAGAUAUACCAUCUUAUCUGAUUCUGUCCACAAUUUUUCAUUCGAUAGCUUGGAUCAUCAAUUAUUAUUUUGUUUUGCAUGAAAAGAACAAUCAGCAAAAAUGGAGUCAUUAUACUCAAGGAUUUUGGUAUUUAGCUUUCAUUCUCGCGAACAUUGAGCUUUAUAAUAGAUUGAUGUAUUUUGUCGAACCACAUGAUGAUGAUCCCAGUGAUUGGACGCAAAGCUUGAUAUUGAUGUCUAUAUACAUUAUACGAUAUAUUGUCAAUUUUAUUUUGGUUAUAUGUGCCGUAACGCUGACGAUUAAACAUAGAAGAUAUUAUGAAGCGCAAGGGUAUAGGAGUAUAAGCGUUAACGAGGACGUAGGGAUGGAUGAUGAUCAAACAGUUAACGAAAGUGACCCGAUAGAUACUCCAGAUGCCGAGACACCAAUUUUUCGAAGUCCUAUCUCAAUGGCUGAUAAUCCUAAAUAUGCACCACCUCAUAGCAUUGGAGACUUUUUAUCUAAAUCUAAGAAGCUAUUACCAUUCCUUUGGCCAGCACAUGACGUAAAAUUACAAGCCCUAAUCGUUAUUUGCGUGUUACUUUUGAUUGUGGGUCGCAUCGUCAAUGCACUACUUCCAUAUCAAAAUAAAGUGCUUAUAGAUCGAUUGACGGCUGGUGAAACAAUAUGGAAAGAAAUAUUGAUUUUUGUGGGUUUAAGGUUUUUGCAGGGUGAGGUGGGAAUAGUAAAGACAAUCCAAAGUCUUUUAUGGAUUCCUGUUGGACAGUUUACAACAAGAGAGAUUUCUGUAAAAAUGUUUGAUCAUUUGUUGAGUCUAUCAUUACGAUUUCAUCAUAACCGUAAAACUGGUGAAAUAUUGCGCGUCCAAGAUCGAGGUGUUUCUUCCAUAGUUUCUAUCCUUUCUUCUAUUCUCUUUAAUAUCAUCCCAACUCUUGUUGAUAUUACCAUUGCUAUAAUUUACUUUACUUUGGCAUUCGACCUCUUUUUUGGAAUGAUUGUGUUUGUAACCAUGUCCUUGUACAUAAUUAGUACUAUUAUUAUGACUGAAUGGAGGACAAAGUAUAGAAGGUUAACUAAUCAAUUAGAUAAUGUAAUGGAAGCUAAGGCAGUCGAUUCAUUAUUAAAUUACGAGACGGUUAAAUUGUAUGCUGCAGAGCCUUUUGAAGGUAAUUUAUUAUUAUUUUACAUAACGUUGUCUAUGUGUCUUGUGUUUACUGACAUUGAAUGGUUACUAGUGGAUCAAUAUACGCGUGCGAUCCUCGACUAUCAAAUGGCUGAUCUGAAGUCCAACAUGACAUUGUAUAUUCUCAAUACUGCGCAGAAUGUGACUAUUCAAUUUGGACUUCUAGCUGGGCUGUUAUUAUGUGCAACUCGAAUUUCCAAAAAUGAGAUGUCGAUUGGAGAUUUCGCUAUGUACCUUUCCUACAUAUUGCAACUUUAUGCACCUCUUAAUUGGUUCGGGAAUUACUAUCGCGUGAUUCAAAAAAAUUUCGUUGAUAUGGAAAAGAUGCUUGAUCUUCUCCAAGAACCACCAGAAAUUAAAGAUUUACCCAAUGCUGCACCUUUAGUUGUAAAAAAGGGGGAUGUCGUUUUCGAUAAUGUAUCCUUUAGUUAUGAUUCAAAAGUUCCAACUCUAAAGAACAUUUCAUUUUCUAUUCCGAGCGGUUAUACUGUUGCUUUGGUGGGUCCAUCGGGAGGUGGAAAAUCAACAAUUUUGCGUUUACUUUUUCGAUUCUACGACGUACAGACAGGGCGUAUUCUUGUUGAUGGGCAAGAUAUUCGUCAUGUCAAGCAACGUGAUUUGAGAAACUGUAUAGGUGUCGUUCCUCAGGACACAGUUUUAUUUAACGAUACGAUCAAAUAUAAUAUCCGUUAUAGUAAAAUUGGAGCUACUGAUAAACAAGUUGAAGAAGCUGCCAGUGCGGCUCAAAUUCAUGAUAAAAUAUUAGGAUUUUCUGAAGGGUACGAAACUAGAGUUGGGGAGAGAGGUUUAAGACUUUCAGGCGGCGAGAAACAACGAGUUGUAACGCACCGUCUUUCGACUAUAGUCCAUGCAGACCAGAUACUCGUUUUACAAGAAGGGGAAAUUGUUGAAAGAGGAUCGCAUCUUGAAUUGAUGCAAGAAGAAGGUAUCUAUUAUAAGCUUUGGAAUAAGCAAUUAAAACAUCAUGAAAAGAUCAAAAAGGAGGCUGAAAACCAACAGAACAUUGUAAACGCCACUGAUACUGUAACUACAGCCGUUAACAUACCCGAAAUCUCAAAUAUUGACGCAAGUGUUAGUAUUACCAAGCAUGGAACUGAUGAUAUAAUUUCAAACGAAAUUGUCAGCUUUGCUGAGGAAGAGGGGAUAGACGGUGAUGAUGAAAGACAUACAACUGCGCAUGAAAGCAGUGAUGAAGAUGGCAAUGAAGAUGGUGCUUAA
Messenger RNA from Cetraspora pellucida, 2567 nucleotides. The record is from the annotation of a GenBank genome assembly. Lineage: Eukaryota; Fungi; Glomeromycota; Glomeromycetes; Diversisporales; Gigasporaceae.